Molecule: messenger RNA, 1081 nt
Organism: Xenia sp. Carnegie-2017
Lineage: Eukaryota; Metazoa; Cnidaria; Anthozoa; Malacalcyonacea; Xeniidae
Product: D-glutamate cyclase, mitochondrial-like
Exons: 3
Coding region: 50-751 (233 amino acids)
Biological process (GO): glutamate metabolic process
Molecular function (GO): D-glutamate cyclase activity
Source: RefSeq, a predicted model, not a curated record
UUUGAAUAAGAAUGUUAGCUUUAUUAUAGAUAAAAGAAAUGAAAGUUUGAUGCGGACUGUUAUUGACAGUUGUUUGUUUACACAUUGUUUACCCAAAAGUGUCCCCAUAUUGGUGUAUGAGCGAACUGCUGACCGGAAAUCUACUGCUGUAAAAUUUCUCUACCCUAAUGGACGAAGUGAGAAACCGCGUUUUGAUCAUCUCGUAGCCAUAGAGCGCACUGCACCUAAUAAACACGGUAAUUACUGCAGUAUGAAAGCCGAAGUUUUGAGGGAAGAUUUGAUUGCACCCAUUGAAGAUAUUUUCUUAGAAGCUGAUAAAGAUGACAGAAUUUCGACCACUUGUAUUGGUGAUGGUGGUAAUGAAAUAGGCAUGGGCAAAGUUUACGAAUCUGUUUGUUCAAACAUCAGACAUGAUGAAAAAAUUGCGUCCGUUAUAUCAUGUGACUAUCUCAUUGCUUGCGGUGUCUCCAACUGGGGUGGUCAUGCGCUUGCUGUUGGGCUGUACCUCCUGUCCAACUGUCCAAUUCAUGAUAGAUAUGUGCGUAGAGGAUUGGUACGAGUGACCCCACAGAAAACGAGAGAAGAUUUUUUAAACAGUAUAAAACAGAAGGAAAAGGUGUUGGAAGUCCUAGUGGAUGAAGGUGUUCGUGAUGGAGUUACAGGAAUCUCUGAGCUUUCUGUCGAUGGCUUCCAUUUGUAUCCAUACCACGAGCAACAUUUUGAAUAUAUGACUAAUCUAAUAGACGAUUGAUCGCCUCUCUGAAAAGAAUUGCUUUCAGUAUGAUGUGAUGUACUGGGGGGUUCCGACUGCUUUGCUCAGUGUUUUCAAAAUAGUGUGAUGAGCCGAUGGGCUUCUUUUCAAGGCAAGUGUAUGAAUAAAAUAACUAUAGUUUGGUCUGGUUAGGAAAAUUUUGAUAUAUUAAAGUAAAAUUUCAUAUUAGUGUGAACUAGAAAAUACCUAGAAUGAACUAGAAAAUAACUUUUGGUUUGUCGAAAAACAUUCUUUAAUUUAAUUUUGCAAUAAUGAAGUACAAAUUAAUCUCUUUUCAUAUAAUAAUACCUUUAUCUAAACAUUAUUGAA